UUGCUUUGUAUGAGGCGGUGCUCUACAAAUACAUUUGUACUUGAAAUACAUUUAGCCUAUGUAAUGUUACGUUACUAAUAAAAAACAUAACGCUUUCAUUAUAAGAAGCAAGACCGCGUUCAGGUUAUGUGAAUUAAAGGCAAUGUUAAAUAUUAGGAGAAGUAAUGCAAUGGAAAAGACAAAGACGUUUUUGAUUUUUUCCGACAGUACCCGAAGGCAACAAAAAUUCAAAAAGUAUGGCGGCGGAGUGUUUGACAACCAUAACAGAGCAAUGGAUACGGGAGAGAUUACAAUUAAAGCAUCCCUGUCUGGGUGAUGUCCGCUCACUGAGCCUCCCGGGGACAUAUGAAGAGAAGAUCAGACAUUUGGGAAACGCACUGAAUAACUUUGUCCGUCUGAAGUCAUUGGACCUGUCCUGCAAUGCGCUCGUCUUUGUUGAGGGGGUUCAACAUUUGAAAGUGCUGGAAAGGCUCAUCCUGUACUAUAACUGCAUACCUUCCCUUGAAGAGGUGAAAGUGUUGUACGAGCUGCCAGUUUUGAGAGAGCUGGACCUCAGGCUCAACCCUCUGACCAAAAGUUACCCACAAUACCGGCUUUGUCUGGUGCAUGCCAUGCCCAACCUACGCAAACUAGAUGGCUGUUCAGUCAGAGACACUGAGCGCAAAGCUGCCAUAAUGCAGUUCUCCUCUGACCUUCUACCUCAGCAGAAGAGCUCAUCUCUGAAUCAAAUUGCUGACCAAAGAAGCAGUGAUCAGAGACUGGCUUUAGUUGAGAACUUUACCAAGAGGCUCUCUCUCCUGACUGAGACUGAGGAUAUCAUGUUAAAUUUUGUUGCGACGAAUCAUGGAGGCCAAAGUGAAACUCAGUCCCACUCAGUUCACAAGGAGGCAGAAGAACCCAAAGAGGACGAAUCAAAAGAUUUUACAGAACAGAGAAGUUCUACGCCAAAACAGGAGACUGCUAAAUCCAUCCUGAGGUACCCCCCUACAAAAUAUGGUACGUUAAUAGAUAACACAAUGUCCAAAGUGCCACACAUGAAAGAACCGUCUCAUAAAAGAAGCUCCACCUCAUCAAAAGUGACUGAAAGACCAAAGGUGUCCUUUGGCCCCUAUGUAGAGAAAUACAGACCUGUGCCUGGAAUACAAACGCAAAAGGACUUCCCCAAACAAAUCAGACAUGCAGCCAAGGGACAUUAUACCCCUAAUCCUGAUCAAAGUCUUCGUCAUAGUUCCUCAUUAGUUAAUAUCCGGCCUCCCAGUCCACGUCGUCCUGGUUUGAAUUUGUCUGACCCCUCCAACCCCCUCUUACAUCCUCCGAGACUAACCUACUCUAGCUUCAACAAGACAGAAGGGGGCUCCAGCCUGCCGCAGCAGGGGGAAAAGAAAAAAAGGGGUAGUUAUAGGAAACCCCUGGAGAUGCUCCUCAACCUCGUGGACAAACACUGGAUGGGAGAGAGAUCACUGCAUCAUAACAACAACUUCCUGUCUCAGGCAGUCCAGAUCCUUUCUAUGAUGGAAAACGAUGUUUCCAGUAGGGAGGCUGAGGUCAGGACCUUAAGACGGGAAGCUGAUGCACUGAGCUUUCAAGCAGCUGCACAGGAGGAAGAGCACAAAACUGAAGUCCGUAACCUCUCCGCUCAGCUGGAGGAAGCUCGCAGUGCAGUUGGCAAACUAAAUGAACAGCUGAGGAUUGUCUUGGAGGAAAAUGUUGCUCUACAAAAACAGCUCAUCAAGUUAGAACGACAGUAUCUAAAGACUAUGAUGAAAAGUUCACCUAUUACUCAGAUUAAAGAGGCUCAGACAGAAGUGGAAGAGCUGAGGAAAGAGAUCGAGGGGUUGAGGGAGAAAGUCCUGGAGGCUGAGAAAGUCAAGGAUUUGUCAAAUAUGUUGCAAGAAAGCCACAGGUCCCUGGUGGCUACCAACGAGUGUCUGCUAGCUGAGAUGAAGGGAAGUGGGGAACUUUAAAAAGUAAUUUGAAUGAUGCACACUGGGAUAAAACUAUCAAAGCAAGACUAUGCCGAGCGUCAUAUUGGCGUUGCAUUUGCUGCAAGAGGCCCAGCAGCUACAGACUGUUUUUAAUCAUUUUUACUUUGUCACUGCAGUGUACAUUUAUUUUCUGUAUGUUUUAAGUUCCUAGCCCUUUUGAAAAAAAAAAGUUUAUUAUUUCUUUUAAAACAAUCUGUAUAGGCUCUGUUUGCUUGAUGUAAACCAUAAUGGGGAAAAGCAAUUAAUUCAAGGACGCUUGUGUAUAAGUGUGUGACAGGGCUGUUAUGUUAAAUGAUAUU
Molecule: messenger RNA, 2284 nt
Organism: Perca fluviatilis (European perch)
Lineage: Eukaryota; Metazoa; Chordata; Actinopteri; Perciformes; Percidae
Gene: cep72
Product: centrosomal protein 72
Exons: 14
Coding region: 237-1964 (575 amino acids)
Molecular function (GO): protein binding
Source: RefSeq, a predicted model, not a curated record